CCCUGUUAAUUAUUUAAAAUAUUCCCUAUUCUGAAGUAAGCAGUUCCUUGAAUAUUUCACAUGGUUAGUUAACAGUUAUGGGAACGUGGCGCCGUGUUUACCGUCUGACUGUUUUGUAUUUAUACCAAAACACAGAGAAAGACGGAGGACAGAAACAAGAGACAGUCGUUUAUAAACAAGAACCAAAACUGUUCCCUGUUGGAUUUCAGGACAUUCCAGCUCUUAAAACGGCUGCACCAUGUCCAGACAUGUGGUGAGUGUGCAGCCAAAGAACCGGGUCAAAGAGGCCGGAGCCUGGAGCACCGGACUGUGUGAGUGCUACAAAGACAUCGGAGACUGCUGCUUGGCCUGCUGUUGCCUCCCGCUGUUUACCUGUAAGGUAACGAACGCGGUCGGCGCCUGGCCCUGCCUGCCUCUGCUGGACUGCAUCAGCUGCGUUCCUCCGGCCUCUCUGGCCAUGAGGGCUUCGGUCAGGGAACGCUACGGCAUAAAGGGAAGCGUGUGGAGCGACUGCCUGUACGGAUGCUGCUGCUACACGCUAUCUUGGCUUCAGAUCUCCAGGGAGCUGAAAAGAAGAGCAGCAUCCCACGCCGCCUCCUCUCCGCCGGCCUCCUCCACAGUCAGAUACACUGCUCUGACCUCCCUGCAGGGGGCGCACUUGGUCUAGACGCCUCGGGGAAACUUUCUUUCCCUGAUGGCAGGAAGUCAGGAUUUAAUCACACUUCAUUUGGCCUGCAGGGACAUAACAGACAAAAGUCCAGUUUGUUCAAAUUAUUUAAACUUUAUUUAAAGUCUUUCUGUUUUUUCUAUACUGUUUGGAUUCUUUAUAGCAAAAAAAUUUUUUUCUUUGGUCAAAGUGUCUCUAAUAAAUAUUACUUGUGAAUAUAUUGCGUAAGUAGUCUGCAAAUAAAUAUGCAGAACUAUUUUUGUUCCUAGUAGCAGGUUCAUAAAAAUGUUCACUUUGUUGCUUGAAAGACCGAAUCAGGUAUUUGUGUUAAAUUUAUUCUUUAGGGAAUUGCUCUGCUCUGAAAACUCACAGAAACUGUUUUUAUUUCAGGAAUAUGCUUCAAAUCUUUGUUUGCUUAAUAAAUUUUUUUUGUCUCAAUUUCAGUUUGCAACAUAUCUUGAAGCUGUAAUAAAAACCUUGAUUUAUACAAAUAAUGCAGAAAAAGAGGCUAAAUGUUUUUGUAAGCAUCUGAAACAAUGAUAGAAAUUGAAUUUUAAGAUUUUACCCUAGUUUCUAAUAACAAUGUAAAUAAAUAUAAUCGCGUCGGUGGAAAACUCUUUGAACAAAAUAGUUUUUGUGUCAAACUCAGUUGAAGUUGAGAGAUCAGUUGUUGUGUGGAACAAAAACCAUGAGUUGUUCUGGAAGUUCAUGUUUUACUCAAACACGUUUCUCCAUAUUGUGUUCUUGGUGUAGCAGGGCUGUUAUGGCGCCCCCUUGUGCUGGCGGAAGUCUCUAGCAGUUCAACUCGGAUCUAAAGUGUUUUAUGUUUGUCACUACCUAAAGGAUUUUACUUAAAAUAUGGUUAGCAGAGAAACUGAGACGGACAUAAAUAAAACUAACAAACUGAAGCUAAAUGUUCAGAUAUUUCUGUCCCAGUUAGACACUGAUGCAAAGCUAGCUAGCAAGUUAUAAAAAUAGCAGUUUAAAAGUCACACAAACUUCAGGUGCU
This is a messenger RNA of Xiphophorus hellerii (green swordtail), 1676 nucleotides long. RefSeq names its product placenta-specific gene 8 protein-like. The record is from RefSeq and is a predicted model, not a curated record. NCBI's taxonomy places the organism in Eukaryota, Metazoa, Chordata, Actinopteri, Cyprinodontiformes, Poeciliidae. The coding region runs from base 239 to 667 and encodes 142 amino acids. The transcript has 4 exons.